AUGGGUGGUGUCUGCUCCUGUCGAGGUCUCGGUAGCCAGGUUAACGCUGGCUCGAUUCUCGAUCGUGUGAUCAGUCAAGCGAGCGACGAGGAUCAAUGUUUGCUAUAUCGUCUGGCCAAUUACAAGAAGAGUGGCGAGCUGAUAGACGCGUACAAUCAAGGUGGCCAGGCAGAGGUGGAAAAAUUGAUCAGGGAACAGUUUGGUGUACUGAUGUACGCGGACGGCAAGGGUCAGAUGAUCAAUCGGGCAGAGUAUCUGCGCUGGAAAUUCCGGGACCUGGAACAGGUCGUGCUUCCUAUAGAAGCUUCCUUGUCACGAUUCGAUCCUCUGGCUCAAUGGAACGAUCACCAGGCAUGCUGGCAGAUGCAAUACAGAGGUUCCCUCGGAGAAACCCUCUUGCAUGUUCUGAUCAUAUGCGAUACCAGGUUACAUACACGGCUGGCGCGUAUCCUGCUCAAGUGCUUUCCACGAUUGGCCAUCGACGUAGUAGAGGGCGAGGAAUACCUCGGUGCUAGUGCUCUACACCUGGCGAUCGCGUACAAUAAUAACGAACUGGUGCAAGACCUCGUUGAAGUGGGUGCGAUUAUUUCUCAACGCGCGAUCGGCAGUUUUUUCCUACCCAGAGAUCAACAACGAAUGAACCCGGCCAAGAAUACCGAUUACGAAGGAUUAGCCUACUUAGGAGAGUAUCCUCUUGCCUGGGCCGCCUGCUGCGCGAACGAGAGCGUUUAUAACUUGCUGCUCGACUCCGGUGCGGAUCCUGACGAACAGGAUUCUUUUGGCAAUAUGAUACUGCACAUGGUGGUAGUUUGUGAUAAACUGGACAUGUUCGGGUAUGCCCUCCGCCAUCCAAAGCUUCCAGCUCGCAAUGGGAUCGUGAAUGCCGCUGGACUGACCCCAUUGACCCUCGCCUGCCAGCUGGGUCGUGCAGAGGUCUUCCGGGAGAUGUUGGAACUGUCUGCACGAGAAUUCUGGCGCUACAGUAAUAUCACCUGCUCGGCGUACCCCCUCAAUGCACUCGACACGCUGUUACCCGACGGCAGAACAAACUGGAACUCUGCGCUAUUUAUCAUUCUGAACGGUACCAAGGAGGAACACUUGAACAUGCUGGACGGUGGUAUUAUUCAGCGAUUACUCGAGGAAAAAUGGAAGACCUUUGCGCGGUUACAGUUCUUGAAGCGUUUGAUCAUCCUGGUAUUUCACCUGACAUCACUGUCUCUGGCCGUCUACUUAAGACCCUCAAACCUCGAUACGGUUCUCCUGAAGUGGCCAGAGGAAGUAACAGAAGUUGGUCGAACCAUAGCUGAGUGUAUCACCGUGCUAGGCGUCCUGAGUUAUAUUUUAGUGCAACUGGGCGGUGAAAUCAUCAACAUCGGUGUUCUCUCGUUCCUGAAGCAGCUGAGUCACGAGCCCGCCAAACUGAUAUUUCUGAUCAGCAACUUGCUCAUACUGGCGUGCAUUCCGUGUCGUCUUGCUGGAAACAGGCAUGCGGAAGACGCAAUCCUCGUCGUUGCUGUUCCUGGUUCCUGGUUCCUUUUGAUGUUUUUUGCUGGCGCUAUCCGGCUGACCGGUCCAUUCGUCACCAUGGUCUACAGCAUGAUAACCGGCGACAUGUUGACCUUCGGAAUAAUCUACAUGGUUGUGCUGUUCGGUUUUUGCCAGUCGUUCUACUUUUUGUACAAAGGCUUUCCAGGAGUGAAAUCAUCCCUCUAUAGUUCCUAUCACUCGACAUGGAUGGCACUGUUUCAAGUAACCCUCGGCGAUUAUAACUACACAGAUCUUAGUUACACAACGUAUCCGAAUUUAUCGAAGAUGGUGUUCACUAUAUUCAUGGUCCUGGUGCCUAUACUACUCCUGAACAUGCUAAUUGCCAUGAUGGGCAACACUUACGCACACGUGAUUGAGCAAAGCGAGAAGGAGUGGGUGAAGCAAUGGGCGAAAAUCGUGGUCUCUCUGGAGCGAGCAGUAUCUCAAAAAGACGCUCAGAAUUAUUUGCAAGAAUACAGUAUUAAAUUAGGACCUGGAGAUGACCCGAACAACCCAGCGUCGGAGCAACGUGGUGUUCUGGUGAUUAAAAGUAAAUCGAAAACCAAGGCAAAGCAACGCAAAGGUGCUGUUGCUAACUGGAAGCGUGUCGGAAAAGUGACGAUCAACGAAUUAAGAAAACGUGGAAUGACGGGAGAAGAGUUACGACGAAUAAUGUGGGGUCGAGCCUCUUUUUCGACACCAGUUAGAGUAAGUCCAAAUGUAGAUGAACCUCAGGUUUCAGCGGUAACUGCUGGUUUUGGGGAUGCAUUAACAGCAGCACUGGACGUUAUGGCGUUUGCCCAUGACUUGGACCUCUCCACUGCCACAGAAUCGAUUCCUACUAAUAUUGACGUAAAACAAUCGAAACCAAAGGUUGUCAGCAGCGAACAAACCAAAUUAACGACAAAUAAUCAAGAAAAACCAUCGAUAACAGAAAAAGCUGCCACGGAGAUCGCGAAUAAACAAGUAAACGCUAAAGAUGAGACCAAUAAGAAACCUAAUGAAGUUGUCGACGUUGAGAAAAUGAAUGUGAAGAAUGCAAACAAUUCAAGCACAGUUGAAGAGUAUCAUGAUCUGUUUUUGGAAUUUGUGAUUGCUUCGGAAAGUAUGAACGAUCCUGAAACGCUACUAAAAAUGGCGGAACGUGUUGCUGCAGAAUUUGAUUCGUCUGCGAAUCCCAAAAUAAAUUUGCAAAUUUUGGAACAGUUCACGAUGACGAAAAUACCGAUGGAGGAACAAGCUGCAGCUGUUAAGAAACAAUAUUUUAUCGAAUCCAGCGAUAACGAUUUUGGCGGCGACAACUUGCUAGGAACGGUGGCCCGUUUACGUAGAAUAAGAUCAGCUAACAGCAGAUUUAUCACGGCACGGAGACAUUCACGGCAUGUCAAUGACGACAUGUCAUCGACGUCUUCCGCAUCCGGCGACGGAAAUCCUCGAUACCAGCAGUUGCUAAACGACACUGAAGAGGUACCGUCGAAUCAACGGACCGAAAAUCGAGAUGAGUCAAUCGUGGCGAACAAAUCGGAAGUAAAACAAAACGAUGCUAACUGCGGAUCGAGGUGCAAAGCUCAGAAGCGUCGACCAAAAACUGCUAGAAACAGGGUAUCGCCGAAGGAAACGGAGGAUUCCGGCCAAAGGAGAAGAGAAUCGAUGGAGCGGAAUAAGGCGGUUUCACCGGCGACAUCGCCCACCGAUCCGCUCGAGCCAUGGAGCACACGCGGAAUUAAAGACAUGAACACGAUAUUGGCUUGGGAGGAAAAUGUGCCGGACAGUCCUUAACGAAACUUUACGAUAUUAUGCGCCAUGUUCUCCGAUGGGUUGGCCAAAACGAACGCUGUUUUUGCGGCGACGGCAAAGCGGAAGCGAUCCACGAAACUGGUAAUUCGGGAAUUUCCUUGGGCACAACGUGU
Megachile rotundata (alfalfa leafcutting bee) is the source of this 3437-nucleotide messenger RNA. It is a transcript of the gene iav, whose product is annotated as transient receptor potential cation channel subfamily V iav. The record is from RefSeq and is a predicted model, not a curated record. Gene Ontology annotation, cellular component: plasma membrane. Gene Ontology annotation, molecular function: calcium channel activity; protein binding. Gene Ontology annotation, biological process: calcium ion import across plasma membrane. NCBI's taxonomy places the organism in Eukaryota, Metazoa, Arthropoda, Insecta, Hymenoptera, Megachilidae.